Molecule: messenger RNA, 1842 nt
Organism: Plasmodium cynomolgi strain B
Lineage: Eukaryota; Apicomplexa; Aconoidasida; Haemosporida; Plasmodiidae
Exons: 2
Coding region: 1-1842 (613 amino acids)
Source: RefSeq, a predicted model, not a curated record
AUGAAAGGAAGAAUCCCCAUACUCACCCAUAACGCCCUGCUCAAAGUAACCAACUUUUGUUGCGUGAGCGAGCGAAGGUGUUCUUUCGGCUUUUUCGAAAAGGAGAGAAGCAUCACAACGAACAUCUCAGGGAACAAAGAAGUUAAAAUUAAACAUGUGGGAGAGCUUAAAUUAAAAAGUUUAAAAAAAAACAAAACCGUUGCGAAGGAUGAGACCAACGAAGACGUGUACAUUCUGAAUGGGAAAAUAUUAUAUGCACAAAAGAGUAAGAAAGAAAAAAAUGAUUUAAAAAUAAAAUAUGGUUUGAAGAAAGCGAAAUAUCUGGACACGACGAGAAAUUUAUUUUAUUCAAAGUUGAGCGACAGUUUGGGGGAAAGUAACUCGAAGAAGUUUCCCACGCAGGAGGUUACGUUUAGUGGUUUGGGGGGAGUAGCUGCAGAUUUAGCAGCUGAUCAUGCGGGGAGGGUAACACAGGGUGAAUGCUAUGACCCGUGCGCAGGUGUGGACAGCGGGGCGAAUGCUGCGGCUAUGCAGACCGCGGUAACGGAUGCGACCGCUUUAACCGACGCGACCGAUGCAACCGCUGUAACCGAUGCAACCGCUGUAACCGAUGCGACCGCUGUAACCGAUGCGACCGAGGCUACUCCAAUCAGGGGUGACACCACGAAUGGUGCGCUGCACGUAGGGGAAACGAAAUUAAGUGACCACCCCGUGGAUAAGCGGAAUGGCGAACUGGCGAGAAGUUCGAAUUUACAAAAUGGUAACGACUCUAAUGUGAGUGCCCUCCGUAAUGGGCAGCACGAAAGUAAAAAACUGACAAGCGGGAAUGUGAAGCAACCCUCCGCGGAAGAGGAGGAGAAACAUAAAAAUAAAGACACGAAUGAAGCUUGUGGCAAAUCUAGCCACUAUGCAAGUAUCCCCAAACUUAACAGUGAUAAGGACAGCUGCGCAGGGAAUGCCAACCGGGGAGGGGCGAGCACACCCUCAGAAAGGGGUGGGUUACAAAGUGGCGGAUCAGAAAGGAGUGAGUUACAAAGUGGCGGACCAGAAAGUGGCGGGUUACAAAGUGGCGGGUUACAAAGUGGCCCUGCCCAAAACGGCAAACCGCCAAAACGCGACAUUUACGAAAUUUUGCACGAAAUUACCCAUGAACCGAGCAGGCGCGAAAUGAAGGCCUUCCUAAACUCGCUGCUAAUGCAUAAAAAUAAAAAGUACACAAGCUUCCUGGGGAACUACAUAAGUCUGUACUUUUGCAACAUCCUGAGCGAAGAUUUGAAGGACCUAAAUGUACUCAAAGAGUUGGAUGAAGAGCAGCUGUCCAAAAUGACGAACGUUUAUUUGAAGGAUUAUUUUAUAAAAAUUUUCCAAAUUUUAAAAUCGCAUAAUUUGAGCUUGCAUUUUGAAAAAUUAAAAAUAGAGAACAUGAGAUUGCUGUACAUAUACAACAUAUUAGGGUUAAUUAGGAAGGAAGGGAAAAGGACGAAAAAAGAGAAUAUAAAAAAAUUCCUUUAUCAAUAUAUUUGUGUGCAAAAUGAAGAUUUAGAUGUCCUGAAGAACACCAACAAAAUGAAGUUCCUCUCAAAUAUAAUUAAAAAUGGAGUUACCACUCGCAUGCACAUGUUGGUCACUCUCUCAUAUGACCUGUGUGCAUACGACACGACUUCUUCCAACUGCCUUACCAAAACUGAAUUUAAAAAUCUCCACUUGGAAGUUAUCCUCGAGAAUCAGCUGGAAAACCCUUUCUUCUCGUUGCAAUCCCCAGAUUCGAUAGACCUCAAGUCGUCCGGAUGGUCUCUCGUUGACGUGAAUCAAAUUUUGAACGGGAAUUUGCCAUACGAGUGA